Pseudo-nitzschia multistriata is the source of this 3108-nucleotide messenger RNA. The record is from the annotation of a GenBank genome assembly. Lineage: Eukaryota; Bacillariophyta; Bacillariophyceae; Bacillariales; Bacillariaceae.
CMACUCCAUCGAAUGGUGGUGUAUGUACGUUAACUGACUUCGAAUCCUGGAACUACUCCUACGCGUACUACCGUAAUGCUCGGAAGUUUUGGAGAUUGYGUUGCAAGAAAUUACAUUGAAAAAGUCUUUUGUACCUGCCGCCUUCUGGAAAAGGGUGGGAGAUAUAUAUACAGAGUCUGAGAGAAACUUGCGAAACUACCUUACAGGGUUCGGCAACACUGCAACAGAAGCCAGGGGUUCAAACCGGCAAUCGGUGGUGGUGGUUACAUACGGUUUUCGGUAUCUGUGACUUGCUUGGUGGAUUCACUUAUUUCAGAAAAGGCGACAACAAAUAGUCCAUCCCGUGCGGUUCCUUUGAUCUGGAAACAUUCUUGUUUGUUCGAUCAAUUGAUAUUUGAGUUGAUUCGUUGUUUCGUUCAGUGAUUUUGUCACGAUGCCUUCCCUUUUCAAGCUUGCUGUCAAGAACAGACGGAAAAAGAAUAGAAACAAAACACGGGGUGUUCGGGAAAAUGAAGGCAUGUCGGUAGCUGCCCUUUCUGGCAUCGAAUCAAACGAAUUCCAGCAGCAGCACGAACCAUGCCCGGUGGGUACCGCGCAGCACCAACUCGAUGACGCGACAAAGAACGAGAACAACGAUCUGCGGCAACAGGGACUGCUUAGAGUUUGGUCCUACCAAGGUGGCGAUUGCGAGAGGACCAAUUCGACGAUUUCCCUAAUCGAGCAAUGCUCCCUGUCGGACACGGCGAGGGCCAAGGAACGGAGCGGCAGCGUGGAUUCGACAAAUUCAAACUUGAACACGAGCCAUUCGAGGAGCAAACGCCAGCUUUUCAGACGUCGGCGAAAACCUUCUAAGACGAAUGCUGUCAGCAGCACGCCAGACACGGUAGCUUCCGAUGCUUCCUCCUCCCCAUCGCGGUCCGUCGAUCCGAGAASCCAACGAAGGAGACCAACGCCGCAGAAACUUGAUUUUGAUCUGGUGGACGGUGCCCCCRACGCUCGGAGGGCCAACCAUCCACCGGAACUGGAUUUGCAGCAAGACCAGGAUGUUCCGGUUGUCGAGCAACCCAAAAACGGAAAGAAUUCUACAAAUAACGCCGCCAUGAAAAACCACGGGACCAAGACGGUCAUUAUGAACGGAGACAUUGUGGUGUGCAAUUCCCUGAACGGCAAGACGUCGAGCGAGACGGUGACAAUAGCUUCCGCCGUGUCCUCGAUCAGUAAGGCGAAAGCAAUUCGCCGGGAGACCGAGCGGAAUGCACGAGCGGCAGCGGCCUUGGACGAAAAGGCCAACGAGCUGUUUGAGAGGGGAUACUUCGACAGGGCUAUGGCGUGCUAUACCAAGGCCUUGAAACUGAAACGACGCACAUUUGCUCACCUGAUCGAGGAUAGCGAUGACAUCGAAGAACAACUCAUGUUUCGGAACAAAGAAGGCGACACAAUAUCAGAUCCACAAGCCCUCGUCAGCAUGGCAACUUCCAUCAACAACAUUGGUUAUUUGCGGCAACGGUCGGGCGAUGCAACGCCGGAAGAAACCAUGGCGGCUUACAAGAAGAGUCUGAAAAUAAAGCGGCGGAUACUGGGGAACGAUUCGCUUAGCGUUGGUAAAACACUAAACAACAUCGGAAGUGUUCAUUAUCUCAAACGCGAUUUCGACAAGGCACUCCCAGCUUACGAGGAAGCCCUCGAAAUCAUGAAGGCRAACCUUGGAGAUAACCACCCAGACGUAGCUACCGUCAUGAGCAACAUUGGAGACGUCUAUCUGGCACAAGACGACAGAGAAACCUCUCUCGAUUUCUAUCGAAAGGCGCUUGCGAUACGGUGGGAGGCCUUUGGGGGGAAAAGUCCGAGGGUUGUGCGUCUUUUGGAAAAAAUAUCCAAUUUGGAAAUCGGGGAUCGGAUGUCUUCUAGAAUGAACAAGUCGAAUCAAASUACGCUUCUUGGCUUGGGGGACGACGUCAAUAGCGAAUUGAUGGUUGGAUCGGGGUUCCAACCGCUCGGURAAGAGUUUAAAGACCUGCAGGAGCAGGUGCAAAACGAUAUUGAUGAAAUGGACCAAAUGGAGCGUAAUGCGAAGGUGGAGUUGUUCAAGGAUCGAAUCAUCAUCGUUCGUGGUAUGCGCGAUGUAUGGAACGGGGGAAGCGAUCUCUUGGACAAUGAUUCCGUCAGCGUUUUAACAGCCCUAAGUCGAGCAAGCAACAUCACUGGAAGCAGUGGAUGAGGAAGAACGAUAAAUAUACAAUUACAUACGUACUUUGCUUUARAGUUACAUUACAAGUGUAUAUGUUUUGGAAGAGGUGCAAUCGCAUCUCUGCCGACAGUAAUUUCGUUUACCGAAACCUGGAUGGAGGAAACUGUGUUAAUGUUUGGUUCUAUUGAAAUCGAAUCUAGCAAAGAAACCAAGGUUAGAAAUUCUCUAUCUACUACUCUGUGGUUACGAACAAUUACGAUGCCCUUCYAAAAAAAUCUUGUCUUAGUCAUUCAUCCACAAGUGCCAGCGAUAGAAGAAUUCGGUGAAGACUCCGGUGUCGGAUCGAACARAGAGCAUCAAGUGCUAUAUUUUCUAUUGAUGUCGCCUUGCCGCGCUUCGUUUCUUCCAGCAAUUCCUUCCAUUCCUCCUUUUGAAGCAAUGGAUGUUUAGAAUCGAUCCGUGCUUCGUCUAUUAUUUUUGAAAGCAAUAACAGGGAAUCAUUGUCGAUUAAAUCUUGAAGAGCCCUUUGUUCUGCUCUAACUAAGAUAUAUUCAUUAGCAUUCCCGAUCUUUGGUAUUUCAUUGGUUUGGUUUGGUUUUGACGGGACAAGAGUAGAGGAAUAUAUAUCUAUAAUUCCACCAGGCCAGGCAUAGAUCAAUACAGGCAAGAUAUCUCUGUCCACCACGAGAUUCCCUGCCGUGAACGCCUGGAUGUAAACCGCUGACGAGUCCGAUUCAAUAUCGUGUGCGAACGGUACUGUCGCAAUCGAGUUGGUUGAAUCGCUCGCUUCUGGGGUAGGAAUCAAGUAGCACGUUCCUCCUCGAAGGCAUGCCACCAAAUACUUUGAGGCUUUUCCGUUUGCCUCCACCACGUCGAUUUGGCCACUACCUAUGGCUGGAUAAGAAAGUAGAACCUGUUUU